Mangifera indica (mango) is the source of this 2032-nucleotide messenger RNA. RefSeq names its product AFG1-like ATPase. The record is from RefSeq and is a predicted model, not a curated record. The transcript has 15 exons. Lineage: Eukaryota; Viridiplantae; Streptophyta; Magnoliopsida; Sapindales; Anacardiaceae. Gene Ontology annotation, cellular component: cytoplasm; chloroplast; mitochondrion. Bases 259 to 1806 code for a protein of 515 amino acids. Gene Ontology annotation, molecular function: ATP hydrolysis activity; ATP binding.
AGCUGACGUGUCAGCAUCCUCCAAAAAUGUUUGAGUAUUGAGAAACUCAACUUUCGCCUCCUCUUUCUCGAUUUCUCUCCAUUUUCCAGUCCAAUUUCUCCCAAUUUCUUCUUCUUCUUCUUCUUCUUCUGUACAAACUCUAUUUCAAUCAACCAAAACGGAUUGUAUCUUCGUUUCAGAUAAUUUGUCUGAAGCUUGUUACGAACGAGACUUUUGUUUGACAGAAACGACGAGUUUCUGUGUCGUUUUGGGGGAAAGAUGAGGAGAAUUGUGGGAUCUGUUCGCUACUUUCGAUCAGCUCUACGUUGUCGAAAUCGUCUUUUGAGGAGAUCCCAGUGCUUGAUUGAGAAUGAUCAUACCCCCCCUUUCCAUGGUUCUGGGUACAGAGUUAUUAGUGCUAAUGUGGGAAAAAUCAAUGGAAUUGUACGGCCAAACAUGUUCAUCGUUUCAAGAGCUUUGUCUACAGAAACCGCUCUUGAAAAAGCUGUUUCAGAGGUGUAUACAGCAGGGCCUCUUGUGGAGUAUGAACGAAGAAUUGCAGCAGGUGACCUUGUUGAUGGUGAUACUUGUCAGGUAGGAACCUUAAGAGAACUUCAGAGACUGUAUGAUGAGCUUGUUGAAUCAGCUGAUGCCUGCAAGUUAGAUCGCUAUGCAUCUUCUGAGAAGUCUGGAAGGAGUCGGUGGCUGUGGAGUCGUUUAAUGCCACAAUCUUCAUACUCACCUGUCACAGGAUUAUAUCUUUAUGGAGGAGUUGGCACUGGGAAGACAAUGUUGAUGGACUUGUUCUAUGAUCAAUUGCCUGGCAAUUGGAGGAAGAAGAGGAUUCAUUUUCAUGACUUCAUGUUAAAUGUCCAUAGCCGCUUGCAAAAACACAAGGGUGUGUCAGAUCCACUUGAAGUUGUUGCAGGAGAGAUAUCAGAUGAGGCGAUUUUAUUAUGUCUAGACGAGUUUAUGGUAACUGACGUUGCUGAUGCAUUGAUACUGAAUCGUCUUUUUGGACAUCUAUUCAACAAUGGUGUUAUACUGGUUGCCACUUCAAACCGUGCUCCAGACAAUCUCUAUGAAAAUGGAUUGCAGAGAGAUCUGUUUUUACCCUUUGUUGCCACCUUGAAGGAAAGAUGUGUUGUCCAUGAAAUCGGCUCAUCAGUAGAUUAUAGGAAACUGACUUCGGCUGAGCAAGGUUUCUACUUCAUCGGCAAAAAUUUAUCAGACCUUCUUAAGCAAAAAUUUAAGGAAUUGAUUGGUGAACAUGAAGCUAGACCACAAGUGGUUGAGGUUGUAAUGGGAAGGACAUUACAGGUGCCAUUGGGUGCUAAUGGAUGCGCAUAUUUUGAAUUUGAUGAACUCUGCGAUAGACCCCUUGGAGCUGCUGACUACUUUGGAUUGUUCAAAGAUUUUCAUACUCUAGCUUUGGACGGUGUCCCAAUAUUUGGACUCCACAAUAGGACGGCAGCAUACCGGUUUGUCACUUUAGUUGAUGUAAUGUAUGAGAACAAGGCCCGAUUGAUGUGUACAGCGGAGGGUAGUCCUAUUCAAAUUUUCAGUAAGGUAGUGACAAUUGCUGACGCCCAGCACAUCGCACCUAGAACUGCCUCAAGAUCUAGGAAAACCGAUGUGUCUGAUCUGUGCGUCGACAAUGAACUGGGAUUUGCAAAAGAUCGCACCAUUAGCAGAUUAACAGAGAUGAAUAGCCGAGAAUACUUGGAGCAUCAUGCUGCCAUGUUGGCCGAGAAGCAUAAUCUCUCACAUCAAGUUGGCAGUGCAGACUCCAUGCAAGCAUUGAUCAAAAGGGUCCCACAUGUUUAAAACCCAGAAACCAUUUUUACUGAAAGACUUGAAAAACAUGCCCAGGGUUUGGCUUAACUGGCCGGGCAGUUACAUGGAUGACAAGAAAAAUAUACACACUGGUUUCAGGGUAAAGCUGAUUAUCAGCCGAAUAAAAUGUAAUCUAACAGUUGUUACUAUUUUAAUUAUUCGACUCUAACGAAAAUUUUCAUCAAUAAUAUUGUGCAAUUUGACAUUUCAUACAAAA